AUGCUUCUAGCCGCCCAAGAAUUUACGACCGCAUUUUCAGACCCACCUUCGCCCAAUGAACCUACCUUCAUUACGCGGCCAAGGCUCGCGAACCUCCUUUCCGAGGAAGAUAGCGGUAGCGGCUACCUGAAGACUCAAGAGCUUCUCAAACAUGACGAGGUGCUCAGUCGGGAGCUGCAAGACGAUGCACCAAGCGAUGUCCAAGCGACGUCGGCCCCGGAACCUCAAGAUUCCUUCGUGACAUCUCCCUUGUCGUAUUCCUUCUCUGCGGGCCAUGUUCCUGCUGCGGACCUCUCCCAAUCGCCGGCAGCGCUGUUCUUAUCCUCGUUCAGCCCGUCAAUGCCCGAGGCCGCCAUUCCUGAAGACGCCGAGGGAGCCGUUAUAGCCGGGUAUACGCUCGGCCCUGUCAUUGGUGUUGGAGGGUUCUCAGUCAUCCGCCAGGCAACCUCGUCUGAAGGCGGCAGUGUUGCAGUCAAGAUCGUACGGCGAACCGAUCUUUCUGCGCGAGCUCGCAAGCGACUCGAUCGCGAAAUGACCAUCUGGAGGUCCCUCAGCCACGAGCAUGUUCUACCGCUAUUCUCCGUUACUCAAACCGCUCGUGCAGAUUAUUAUGCGACUCUAUAUUGCCCCGCCGGCACCCUGUUCGACAUCUUGAAGCGAGAUGGACACCCGGCAUUACCACAAGAUGAUGCGGGGAUGAUGUUCAGGCAGGUGGUGCGGGGGCUGAGAUAUCUGCAUGAAGUGGCAGGGGUUGUGCACGGGGAUAUGAAGCUGGAGAACGUGCUCGUAGAUGAGAUGGGUGUGUGUAGAAUCGCAGACUUUGGAAUGGCACGCAAGAUCGGCGAGGUCGAAGAACCCGAUGCGGAGACCAGACGCCUGCCGUUUGUGGACUCGUAUGACCCUCGUUUGCAGAUGAAGAUUCUGCAUGGUGCGUACGAAAUGCCCAAGGGUAUUGGCCACGGUGCAGAGCGCGUCCUGACUGGCUGCUUGGAACGUUCUGUUCUAAAUCGAUGGACGAUCGCGAUGGUAGACGAGGUUGCUUGGGGCAUCGGCUGGGGUGCAGAAGGCGACGAGGCCUCACCCCCGCCCGAGAUGCCAUCCCGCGUGUCGUCCAAGUCGCGUUCGCGCUCGCGGCCUGGUGUGCGCAUCGAUGCAGACGUGAUCGACGACCUCGAGAGUGUGCGCUCGCCAUCAUGCACGACGCGCUCUAAGAGCCGCUCGCCACGGCGUGCCAGCCGGAGCGCAUCGCGCCAUGCGCACGCACAUCAUCCGUACGAGCCGCACCGCCAACUGCACCAUCAUCACGAGCACCCGCCUCAUCCUCGUCCCAUGGAGCUCAGCUUCUCCGCGCUCACAAACGCCAUCUUGCGCACGAGCUCGGCAGACUCGGACUCGUCUGGGUCCGCACUCAACGAAUCCGCCCUCCUCAUGACGCCAGGCCAACCGCAGCGGCAGGAGCGAGAGCGUGGACGCCUACCAAGGCCUAAAGCACGGCUCCCAGCGGAACUACCGAUCUCAGACUCUCGCUCUGUCAGUCCUCUCGAAGCUCUCCUCACCCCCGCGGACUCCGUCCGAGUGGCCCAACCUUCGGAGGGUCUCGACAAGUCACCUACGAUGAGCGAUAUAUUCGCGCCGUUGGUUGAACCCACAGCGAACGACGUGGACGAACACUGGUCAUACGGCAACGACGCAGACGUUCUGCAUUCCGCGAAGGAACAGCUCCGGCAUGUCCUUCAAAAGGAUUCGCAGCGCUCAGGACGACGGGGCAGUGUGCCGCCUCCAUCUGCGCGAACGCCAUUCCAAUGUCCUUCUCCGUCGGGUCUGUACACGCCAGCGACGCCGAGGUCGAUCCAGUCUCAUGGGACUCGCAGUCGCAGCGCGGACGUGCGCCCUGUCUCGGCUGCGUCGAGUGCGCACGGCCGCGUCGGCUGA
This is a messenger RNA of Fomitopsis serialis, 1932 nucleotides long. RefSeq names its product kinase-like domain-containing protein. Gene Ontology annotation, cellular component: cytoplasm. The transcript has 3 exons. Gene Ontology annotation, molecular function: protein serine/threonine kinase activity; ATP binding; tau-protein kinase activity. Bases 1 to 1932 code for a protein of 643 amino acids. NCBI's taxonomy places the organism in Eukaryota, Fungi, Basidiomycota, Agaricomycetes, Polyporales, Fomitopsidaceae. The record is from RefSeq and is a predicted model, not a curated record. Gene Ontology annotation, biological process: protein phosphorylation; intracellular signal transduction; microtubule cytoskeleton organization.